Molecule: messenger RNA, 1754 nt
Organism: Gastrolobium bilobum
Lineage: Eukaryota; Viridiplantae; Streptophyta; Magnoliopsida; Fabales; Fabaceae
Product: pentatricopeptide repeat-containing protein At4g22760
Exons: 1
Coding region: 24-1754 (576 amino acids)
Biological process (GO): RNA modification
Molecular function (GO): RNA binding; protein binding
Source: RefSeq, a predicted model, not a curated record
UCGAACACAUUAGGAAAGCUUAAAUGGUAGCUCCCAAAUUGAUAACCUUGAUGAAGAAGUGUUCAACUCUGAAGCAGGCAAAUCAAAUCCAUGCCCAUAUCUUGAUCAAUGGUCUUACCCAUCUUCAACCCCUUUUAAUCCAUCACAUCCUUCUCCGCGAUGUCACUAACUACAAAACUAUUGUACACUAUGUUCACUUAAUUCUUCACCAUCUGCGCAAUCCAGAUUCCUUUUCCUGGGGUUGUGUUAUUCGAUUCUUCUCUCAAAAGGGUCAAUUCAUUGAAGCCGUUUCUCUUUAUGUUCAAAUGCAGAGGAUGGGGUUGUGUCCAAGUUCAUAUGCUAUAUCCUCUGCACUCAAGUCAUGUGCUGGGCUUCAGGAUAAGUUGGGUGGUGUAUCAAUUCACGGUCAAGUUCAUUUAUUUGGAUUUAAUACUUGUGUUUAUGUACAAACGGCACUUCUUGAUUUGUAUUCGAAAAUGGGCGAUAUGGGGAUUGCACGGAAGGUGUUCGAUGAAAUGGCUGACAAAAAUGUGGUUUCUUGGAAUUCCCUGUUGUAUGGAAUUUUAAAAGCUGGCAACUUGGAUGAGGCUCGAGAUUUUUUUGAUGACAUUCCCAAGAAAGAUGUCAUAUCUUGGAACUCUAUGAUCGCUGGAUAUGCCAAAGGAGGAAAUAUGGAUCAUGCCUGUUCUUUGUUUCAACAAAUGCCCGAGAGAAGCCUGGCCUCCUGGAAUACAAUGAUUGCUGGUUACAUUGACUGUGGAAACAUAGUGUCAGCAAGAGAAUUUUUCGAUGCAAUGCCGAGGAAAAACAGUGUCUCUUUGAUAACAAUGAUUGCUGGGUAUUCAAAGAGUGGGGAUGUUGACUCUGCUCGGAAGCUCUUUGACCAGAUGGAUGAGAAAGAUUUGUGCUCAUAUAAUGCUAUGAUAGCUUGUUAUGCUCAAAAUAGCAAACCCAAGGAAACUCUCGAACUAUUUAAUGACAUGCUUAGGCCAGAUAUCUAUGUACAUCCAGAUAAGAUGACUUUAGCUAGUGUUAUAUCAGCAUGUUCACAAUUGGGGGAUCUAGAACAUUGGUGCUGGAUUGUGUCACACAUGAAUGACUUUGGAAUUGUAUUGGAUGAUCAUUUGGCUACUGCUUCGAUUGACCUGUAUGCAAAGUGUGGAAGCAUUGACAAGGCAUAUGAGCUAUUUCAUGGCCUGAGAAAGAGGGAUUUGGUUGCAUAUUCUGCAAUGAUCUACGGAUGUGGAAUAAAUGGUAGGGCAUCUGAUGCAAUCAAGUUAUUUGAACAGAUGCUUAGAGAAGGUAUUGGUCCUAAUGUAGUCACUUACAUUGGACUCUUAACUGCCUAUAAUCAUGCUGGAUUGGUUGAAGAAGGUUACCAAUGCUUCAACUCCAUGAAGGACAAUGGGGUUGUGCCUUCAGUUGAUCACUAUGGAAUCAUGGUUGAUCUCUUAGGAAGGGCAGGAUGGCUGGAUGAAGCAUAUAAGCUUAUAAUAAAUAUGCCAAUGCAACCCAAUGCUGGAGUUUGGGGAGCUCUGCUUCUUGCCUGCAGAUUACACAACAAUGUGGAGCUCGGGGAAAUAGCUGUCCAGCAUUGCAUUAAGUUGGAGAGUGACACAACUGGUUAUUGUUCUCUUCUUUCUAGCAUAUAUGCUACUGUUGGAAAAUGGGAUGAUGCUAAGAGGUUGAGAAUGAGUGUGGAAAGAAAUAAAAUCAUCAAGAUACCUGGAUGUAGUUGGACACAACUAAUUUAA